GUUUCCUGGGCAGCAAUUGCACCUUACAUAAUGCAAGUAGUUGGGCCGAGUCAUUCGCGGCAGCCAGCGGCACGAAUGACCUUUCAUCGUGGCAUGGCAGGGUUGCUCUGCGGACCUGUAACUCAUAAGAUGGAUAUUAAGCUUUCUACAACGUAUAAGCUACAGUUAAGACAUUGAACGUAUUCUACACGCUUGAGGGCGCGUUACACAUUCGUUCACCCCGUAGCUUUCUACGCGUGCUUCGGGUUCGCUGCUCGGAACUUUACAAGCAUAAAAUAUGUCCUAAACAUGUGGAGGGGUGUGCUUCAUAGUCGCUAGCGCCGCUCGCGGAACGGGAAGCUGCCAUACAUUCCGUGGACGGACGCACCUUGCUUGAAGCUGACCCGCUGAACAGCAGGAUUACAUGGACCAAGCAGCCAGGUCAAACAAUCCCAUGUUUAAGGACAGCGGUGGCGACCAGCACGAGACACCGAGUCGGUUCGCGUCUUACAUGGAACCCGCCGUCCCGUCUCUGCCGCCUCUCUCCAACGCGGCCAGCGUGCGGCGGCGAGCAGGCUCUCCUACCAUCGACGAGGCGUCACCAGGGACACCGGACGGCCUGACGCUGGGCAUUCUGAACCCUCUCUUCAAGGGGUCGGGCCGAGCCAUCGACCUACGCACCCUUCCCGGCUUUGGCAAUGAAAGCAGUGCCCCGGUGAACAGCCCUGUCCCGCAGCCCGCCGCCGGCCGCAUCAGCGCCUCAGGGAUUGGGUCAAACGGCAGCCCCUUCACCCCACGCCAGGCGCCAAGGCAGUCUAACGGAGGCAGCCAGCUUGCCGGGCCGCCGCCGGGGCUGAGCCCCAUCACCGCGCCCGCCCUGUCCACCGUCGGCAGCAGCAACAGCACCGCCACCGCCACCGGCAGCCCAUACCUGGCGGCGCCACCACCCCGCAGGAGCCCGUCAGGCCACUGGUUAGGGGCCGCCGCCGCCACCGCCACCACGGCUGCAGCGUCGCCGCUGGCGACACCCAUGGGCUCCAUUCCCUUGGCUGACACGUACUCGCCCGACACCUCCCAGCAGCUCUCCCGUUACGACUCGGCGGGCUCGCACCUGUCCGGAAGCAGCGGCAGCGGACACGCGUACGGUCGCAUGGCUACGGGCGGGGAUGGCGGACCCAUCAGCCCCGACAGACGGCCGUCGCAAGGUGGCGGCGGCGGCGCGGGACUGCCGCCGGCGGGCGCGAGCCUGGAGCCCACCAGCUCCAUCACCACCAUCGCCACCAUAACCACCAAGCAGAGAAGCAGCCGCCUCAGUGCGGUCACCUCACCGUCUGCGGCGGCACCAUCAGCGGCAGUGGCAGUGACUGCUACAGCCGCGACGGCCAUGGGUGCUGCUGCCGCUGCGGCCGGCGCGAGCAAGAACGUGGCGUUCAGUGACACAGGGCGCGCAGUGGCUGCCACCGCGGCCGCUGUCGCGCCGUCUUCGCCUGAGGCUGCCAUUAAGUCUGUGCCGGCGCCGCAGGUAGUGCACGGCGCGGCAGGGGGACGGAAGCCGGCGGCAGCUGCCCCUACGGACCCGGUCAAGGCAGAAAAGGUGGCGGCAGCUGCAGCACAGGCGGCGGGGCUAAGCACCGGCAAGAAGGCAAAGAAGCAGUACAGGAAGGCGGCGGAAGCUGAGGCUGCAAAGGGGGCUGACCCGGAGGCAGCGAGGCGGGAGGAGGAGAUCGCAGACGCCAAAGCGGUCAUGAAGGAGAAGAAGCGGAAGCGGUACACCAACUUGAUGUGCUGCUGCUGUUGCAUCCUGUUUGCGGGAAUCAUCGCGACCGCCAUCGCGGUGCCGAUCUGCGUGAUCCAGGGCUGCCCGCCCAAGAAGCCGGACACCAACGUGGUGACCCUGGAGGAAGGCCUGUACUCGCUGCGGCUGCUGGCGCGAAUGGAGGACAUUGAACAGAAGGUGUCGGACCUCAUUCCGCCGCUACUACGGGAUUACGUCAAUGUAACGCGACUGCAGGAGAGUGCGGUCGAGUUCUUGGAUUUCACCGACCUCGCGGUGCUAAGGGAGGUGCGAGACUCGCUCCUCGCCAAGUACAAGGACCAACUCACCUUCCUCAUCCCGGACUUCCCCAUGCGCUUCGAGCCCGACCUGGCGGAAGCUGCGAGGGCCGGCCUGUCACAACUGGGCGCCGCUGCCACAGCCGCCGCCUCCACGUCACUCGGUGGCAUCAGCAUCAGCUCCGCCACUGGCUCCGCCACGGCGAGCAACACCGCCAGCCUUCUUGCUUCGUACGCCAAUGGCAGCAUGUCUCUGACCGCCCUAAGCUCGCUGCUGCCCGACUCAGCCAAGCAGACACUGCAAGACCUGGCAGCGCAGAUCGCGGCCGCUGCGGACUUGGUGCCUGGCGCCGACGGCACCGCCCUGGACGGCGCCUCCCUGCUGAACGCGGCCCUGAGCGGCUCCACCGGGUCACUGCUGUCCACGCUGCGGCAGACGCUGACGUCCGCGGCAGGCGGCAACACUGGCACCGGCGGCAACGACCUCCUGGCGGAGCAUGCCUCCCUGGUCAGCGCGGCAGCGGCGGGCGCUGCCAAGGACCUUACAGGGCUGCUUGGCGGCGGUGGCAGCAGCAGCAGCGGCAGCAGCUCGGCGGCGGGCACCGACCCCAACGUGCAGUGGUACCUCAAGAAGGCCGAGGUUGCGGAUGCUUGGUCACUGACCGAGGGUGCGCCCGACGUGAUCGUGGCUGUGGUGGACACGGGAUUUGACAUCGACCACCCGGACCUCAAGCCCAACCUGUGGGUGAACCCUGGCGAGGUGCCAGGGGACGGCAUCGACAACGACGGCAACGGCUUCAUCGAUGACAUCAACGGGUUCGACUUUGCUGGCUCUGGCGACGCGUGCCAGGGCGACUGGCGGGCACGGGCAGCGCCGCCGCCGCCCUCUCCCUCGCCCCCUCCACCCCCGCCGCCCUCGCCCCCACCCCCGUCUCGCCGCCCACCUCCUCCAAAGAGGGCUGCCACCGCCAAGAAGAAGGUCCAGGCCGCGGCACUGACUUCGCCCACGGUCCGCGCCACAUACGCAACCCAGCUACGUCCCAUGUGCAAGCCGGACGCCGACGUGCGGCCCGAGUCCUCCGACACGGGGCACGGCACACACGUGGCCGGCAUUGUGGCUGCGGUGCGAAACAGUGUGGCGGCGGUGGCGGGCGCCGCGCCCCGCGUUAAGGUCAUGGUGCUCAAGGUGUUCGACGCCUCCGGGCGCGUGUACGCCUCACACGUGGUGGCGGCGUACGCCUAUGCGCAGCGCAUGGGCGCGCACAUCGUGUCGUGCAGCUUUGGCCCCGACACCCCCAACCUGCAGCCCCAGCCGUACGAGGUGGCGGAGAUGGUGGCGCAGGAGUCGCUGUACAGCAGUGCCGUGACACCGCUGGAGAGCAAGGGCGUGUUGCUGGUGGCGGCGGCGGGCAAUGAGCUGACGGAUCUGAACGGGCUGGCCUCCGUCAAGUCAAACUACCUGCCCUGCACGCUGCCCAACUCCAACGUCAUGUGCAUCACCGGCUCCAACCCGCUGGACCGCGCAAUCACGGGCAUGGCUGGGAACAUGCCCGUGGGAGUGAACUACGGCACGGCGGUGGUUGACAUGGCGGCGCCGGGGCAGGACAUCUACAACACCUUCCCCAUCAGCCUCGGCUCAUACGGCAACAAGACCGGCAGCAGCAUGGCCACACCGUUAGUGGCGGGUGUGGCGGCGUUGGUGGCGAGCGUGGUGGGCGCCGUGGGGCCUCUGGUUGCCUCGCCCAACUACUAUCAGGCCUCGAGCGUUAAGUCGCUGCUACUGGAGACUGCUGACAAGCUGCCCGGGCUGCCCGUCAUUGGCGGCCGGCGCCUGAACGCGCAGCGGGCGGUGGAGGCAGCAUACGCUGCGAGCGGCGGCUCCUACCUGUUGACGCCCUCCUCGGACUUCUACACGGCCAACGGCGCCGCCGCCUCGCUUCUGUCCGCCGGGCUGGCGGAGCAGUACUACAUGGCAGCGGCUCCCACGGCCGCCAACACGCCCAUCAGCCUGGACAGCAUCGCCGUGCCGCCGGCGCCCUUCGACGUCAGCGUACGGGCGCCUGUGAACAACACGCCCGUCACGCGUUUGCUGAGCUACAAGUACACGCCAGCCACCGCCAACGCCUCGGCGCCGGCCGGCGGCCCCAGUGGUGUGCUGCUGCUGCGGCUGGCGGGCCUGGCGCGCUUCACGUCAUCGGGCGUGUGGGGGCUGCAGCUGAGCGGUGCCAUGGCGCCUGCUAGCGUCCGCAUCAUGGUUGGCCAGCGGCUGCUCAACCUGACCAGCAUUGGCGCAACCGCUUCGCUCAUGGUCCCAACCGCCGGCCUGUACGACUUCGAGAUGCUCGUCCUCGCGCCGUCUGACCCGGUGGAGCUGCGCUGGGCCACGCCCGCGGCACCCGGCGUGUACGGCUCGCCCGCCAGCGACCUGCUGGUGGUGCCGUCGUACAGCCCUGCCGUACACCCCAGGUUCGCGCCCAAUGUGACCUUCCCCGGCGCCGCAGUCGCACCCGGCUGGCAGGUCAUGUGGGACUACACCACACGUGACGACGGUACCUCGCCAACCGCCCAACUGUCGCCCGCCUUCCUGACCACCUUCUCCACCGGCCUGCCACCGUUCAGCGGCGCGCCGUAUGCGCCCCUGCGCAACAGCAUCAUGGCCGGCGCCGACCUGUUCCGGGCCGCAGGCUCGUUCGGCGCCGCCGCGACGGCCGCCACGCAGGCCAGCCUGGCCGGCCCAAGCCCGCCUACGAACCUUGCGGUGCCCGACUUCGCCAGCGCGGCCGCUUACGGUGUGGCGGUGGCGCAGUUCACGCCACCCUCCAGCGCCCAGCUGCAGUUCCAAGUCACCUGCAGCAGCUGUUUGCUGUUUGUGCAGGGCGUGCUGGUGGCAGACGCGUCGCAGCAGCAGCCCAUCGGCUCAGGCUCCACCGUGCGGGCACCGGAGCCGCAGACGGUCCAGAGCGGCUGCAUGUCACUCACCGCGGCGCUCAACAGCCUGAGCACUGGCUCCGUGUACACUCUGGAGCUGCGCUUCGCGGUUGGCGACACCAGCCGUGGCGUGCUGGGUGUGACCUGGUCACCGUGCAGCCCCGGCGGCAGCCCCACGGGCCAGUGGGGUGGCCUGGCGGGCAUGCUGACCAGCUCUGUCAUGUGGGCGCCACCCGCCGCCGGCACAGGCAUUAUCCGGAGCUCGUUGCGGUGUGACCUGUGGCGCUCCCGCGGCGCCGCCGACGCCAGUGUGGUUCCCUCACCCCGCCUGGUGCCGCCGCUGGCCUCGUUCACGCUGCCGCGCGUGGGCUCGCGCAACCAGAACUGCACACUCUGGAGCAGCAACCCCAACUGCACGGCCGUGGCGCUGGCGACCGCACAGGACGUGUUGCCCACGCUGGUGAGCGGCUCCGGCAACUACCACGUGCGCUGCUGGGCCUUUUGGAACGGCACCUUCAGGGCCGGCACCUUCUCGGUGCGCUCCGCCAGCAUCACUUCCUCGCCCGCGGCAGUGGCCAACGUGUUCCUGGGCAAUCAGCAGAUUUUCCGCAGCACUGCGCCAAGCGCGCAGCCGUAUGUCAAUUUCAACCGCCAGUCGCUGGCGCCACGCGUCAACGCCUUCGCGCCCUAUCUGCAGCUGCUGGCCUUUGAGUACAGCGAUGUGUCUCCCACCUCUGUGAUGGGGCUGCUUGACGGCACGGAGGUGUUUGCGGUGAAGGAGACGCUACUGAUCGACCGGCGAAUGGUGGUGCCGGCGACGCUCAGCUAAGCCGGGAGCACAGCUCAGGACUGGUAGCAGGAAAACCCUUGAGGGGUGCCGUUUGUGUGCGGAAACUGAAGCAGUGAGACAAUGAGCACUUACUCAUGCCCGGCACCGUUGAAAACUGGUAGGCAGGAUUCAUCCGACACCGGCGGGCGGCGCGACCCCGUUGUGAGCAGUGGCAAGGGAUGCUGCACUGUGCUGCAAUACGCGCCGCUCGCUGUACAUAUUGACUCACGUCCACAGCCUCAUGCGAACACAGCCGCAUGUGAUUUCUUAUACAUAUUCGCCUUGGUUGUGGCGAAACAGCAUGGCAGGGGGGGGCAGUUGCAUGGCUAGUUCAGUGUACAUGGCGUGCUAGACUCCAGCAGGAAGACUCGAAGCUGCGGGUCGGCAUGUGGACAAGCGAUGCAAACGUUAAAAAGCAAGUCAGCUAGGGAGUGGCGCGGACACGGUAAAAGGCACGGAUGGAGACGUCGCCAGAUGUGCACAGGCCUAAGGAGCUAUGUGCUUAAUAUGGGUUGUGUGCCUGUGUGCGUGUGCGUGUGGGGAGUACUGCCAGAAUGUCAUCAAGUAUGAGGACUUGAGGAGCCUGUUACAGCCCUCGCUAGCUGACGGCAAGAGGCCGUUGUACUAAAUGGACUGUCCACAUGAGUUAGGGGCUGUGCUGGCCAUGGUAACAAGUUUGUUAUCUCGAGAGGACUGGUGGGAGUAGCAUGCUAGCAAUGUAUGUGCGUUGUGGCAUCUGCACCUGGACCUACUGGCUACUGCAGGUCGUAAUUUUAUGCUGGCUGUCGGCUUCAGCAUGGACGUGUGAGGAAUGCGACCCCACGCGUUGAUGCAGGAGCUAUAAGUUCCCCUGGUUCCCAGGAUGCGGAGGAAGCAGACAUGA
Chlamydomonas reinhardtii is the source of this 6671-nucleotide messenger RNA. RefSeq lists its product as uncharacterized. The record is from RefSeq and is a predicted model, not a curated record. Gene Ontology annotation, molecular function: serine-type endopeptidase activity. NCBI's taxonomy places the organism in Eukaryota, Viridiplantae, Chlorophyta, Chlorophyceae, Chlamydomonadales, Chlamydomonadaceae. The transcript has 24 exons. Gene Ontology annotation, biological process: proteolysis. The coding region runs from base 404 to 5788 and encodes 1794 amino acids.